Molecule: messenger RNA, 1026 nt
Organism: Recurvomyces mirabilis
Lineage: Eukaryota; Fungi; Ascomycota; Dothideomycetes; Mycosphaerellales; Teratosphaeriaceae
Exons: 1
Coding region: 1-1026 (341 amino acids)
Source: RefSeq, a predicted model, not a curated record
AUGACUGAAGUUGCUCACUCUAAGGCUUCGAACUUUGUGUCAUCAGGUCGAUCAAUCAAAGGUCUCUUACUGCCUCUCACUCCGCCAGAAGAGCAUGGUAUUACUGAUGAAGGGGCUCUGAAAUCUCUGGCGGAGCAACAUGCCAUUUUCUAUGAAGCCAGCCUCGAUACGCGAUUGGAUGCUGUGAACUACGCCUACCGAGAUAUCACUACGACCUGCCGGGCCUUCCCAGCGGUCCGGUCCGAGAGGUUCAUUCUUGCAAUGGCGGCCUGGUUCUCGCUGCUAUGCCAAGUGGACGAUAUUAUCGAGGAGCUGGACGCAAAUCUAGCACAAGCCGCUCUGGCAGACAGUAUCGCGAUCCUCAAGUCCAAUACAAAGGUCUAUCAAGGAAGAUUGCUCGAUUAUGAUGGAGGUUUCGUCAAUCCUGGGUGUAACCAAAUAUGUGCUUUGACCAAAACCUUUGUACGCCACCUACGCGAGCUUGUUCCCGCCUCGAUCUUCAUCAAGGUGGCCAACGACGUUCUUGACGUCUGGGAAAAUAUGGGCCUCGAGAGGGUGGUCAAGGACGGUCCAGCACCGGAUGUGGAGUCGUAUAUAUCCCUCAAGUCGCGGACAAUCGGCCUCUCACCAUUCUUCGACAUUCUCCAGGCAGAGUUGUGCCGUGAGAUUGAUUCGAAGCCCGAAGUACACCCCUCCAUUAUGUGGCAGCUUGAGAGGAACGUUGCCCUCGCUGUCACCCUGCAGAACGAUAUCAUUGGGCUGUCGAAGGACCUUGCGCACGACCACGCUUUGAACUUAAUCUCCAUCCUCACCGUGACUGAGGAUAAGAGCAUAGAGGCGGCCCACGAAGUGGUAGUCGCAAUGCACAAUCGGGCGGUCAAAGCGGCCUUGUGCUCCGCUAGCGCGAUUCGACUAGCUUCUCAUCAGCAUGGCUUUUCGUAUUCUUCGGACUACGCUGACAGCUUACUCGGCUUUAUUACAAGACACUUUAAAUGGGCAUCUUCAGCACAGAGGUACGUUCCGUAG